AUGGGCGGGCUGGAUUUGCCAUCGUCAGGGCAUGUCGAAGUGCUGGGCAAGCGUAUGGAUCAACUCUCCGAUACCGAACGCGGCGCAUUGCGCAAUGAGUCGAUGGGCUUUAUUUACCAGUUCCAUCACUUGCUGCCAGAAUUCACGGCGUUGGAAAACGUGGCAAUGCCGUUGUUGAUUCGUGGUGUGAAAGUGGCUGAUGCCAGUGCGCAAGCGGCGGAUAUGUUGGCAAAAGUCGGCUUGAAGGAACGUGUGGAUCAUAAACCCGCGCAACUUUCCGGGGGUGAACGUCAACGUGCGGCGAUUGCUCGCGCCUUGGUAUCACGCCCCAAAGCCGUGUUGGCAGAUGAACCGACAGGCAAUCUUGACCAUAACACGGCUGAUAGCGUGUUUAACCUGAUGCAGAGUUUAAAUGAUUCCUUGGGAACGGCGUUUGUCGUGGUGACGCACGACCUGCAAUUGGCGGCGAAAAUGGAUACGGUGUAUCGCCUGACGGAUGGGGUGUUAGGGGCUGCGUAA
Messenger RNA from Darwinula stevensoni, 519 nucleotides. The record is from the annotation of a GenBank genome assembly. Lineage: Eukaryota; Metazoa; Arthropoda; Ostracoda; Podocopida; Darwinulidae.